GUAACUACAGUCCUGCAUGUACGAUUUGAUUACGUUUGAUUCUGAAUAACUUUUUCCAAGUUUACUUCCUGUUGACAUUCGUUGUUUCUAAAACUCCAUUGAAGAUGCUUCUUGAUAAACAGAUCUAGAUAGAUCUAACUAAGUAGAUCUAAUAGGUAUUGCAUUUUUUAGGACAAGAUGCCACAUUCGUCAGAAGAUUCUGAUAGUAUAACCUCAAGUGAUAGUGAACAUGAAAAGAAAUAUGUUCAUAAUCACUCUCGUGUUGAUAAGCUUAACAAAGCUUUAUCCAAGGAGAUUAAAAACGUAAGGUCCAAUGGUAGACAUCAUAAUAAGCACAAGUCAAGAACUCCAGAAAUUAAAAGACAUCACUCCCGUUCAUCUUCCCCUGACCAUAAGAAAAGAAGGCAUCACUCUUCCUCAGAGUCAGACUCUGACUCUAAAGAAAAAAUUAAAAACAAAAACACAUAUUAUGAAAAUGGUCUUUCAAGAUCUGCACACAUUAACAGACAUAGAAACCACAAUAGGGAUUCACCUGAGAUUGACAGGCAUAAACAUCGUCACAGACCAAGAUCAACAUCACCAGAUAAUCAUUCAAAGAGAUAUGGUGAAAAUAAUGCAAGGCACCACAGUCAUCAUAACAGAGAUGAUAAUGAUGAUACAGUACAUUUUAAACGACCUGCUUCUGGUGGAAUGAACCGUCAUCAGGAGGAAGACACUGCUAUGAUGGACAGGAGGAGAGAAGAGCGUGAAAGAAUUGGUGCUUGUGGGAUACCAGAAAUUUGGGCAAGGUCACCCUCUCCAGGAUGUCAGUCUGAUGAUGAAGGGGAGGGGGAGAAAAAGAAAGGAAAGAAAAAAAAGAAAAAGAAAGAUGGUAGUGAUGAGGAUGAGAGUGACACAGAUACAGAGAUAAAAAAAAGUAAAAAAAAGAAGUCUAAAAAAGAAAAAAAGAGAAAGAAAUCGAAAAAAUCUCGUAAGAAGAAGAAGAAGAAGAAACUGUCAAGUGAAUCAUCAUCAGAGUCUGAAGAAGAAGAAGAAGAAACAGCUGUUUGGAUGGAGAAAACUAAAACUUCAGAUAUGGCUAGUAGGAAGGAUGGAGAUGAUUCUUUUGGACCUGUUCCAUUCGUUGAGACCAACACCCUCACAGAGCGAGAUUUUGGUCGAGCCUUGCUUCCUGGUGAAGGUGCUGCCAUGGCAGCUUACAUUGCAGAGGGCAAAAGGAUACCUCGUCGUGGUGAGAUUGGUUUAACUUCUAAUGAAAUUGAAUCAUUUGAACAAGUAGGCUACGUUAUGAGUGGUAGCAGACAUCGUCGUAUGGAAGCUGUACGUCUCAGAAAAGAAAACCAGAUUUACAGUGCUGACGAAAAGAGGGCCCUGGCUACAUUCAACCAUGAAGAGAGAAGCAAGCGAGAGGCUAAAAUUUUGUCGCAGUUUAGAUCGAUGGUUCAUGAGAAACUGAAGCACUAAAAAUGUUGUCAAUGUUUUGUAUUGAUAUGUGAUUGUGUUAGUCAAACAUUUCUCCAUGAACAUAAAUGAAAUACAUUCUGUGAAACUAGCUAUUCAGAA
Biomphalaria glabrata is the source of this 1563-nucleotide messenger RNA. Its product is annotated as NF-kappa-B-activating protein-like. The transcript has 10 exons. Gene Ontology annotation, molecular function: chromatin binding. Gene Ontology annotation, cellular component: nucleus. Gene Ontology annotation, biological process: regulation of gene expression. NCBI's taxonomy places the organism in Eukaryota, Metazoa, Mollusca, Gastropoda, Planorbidae. The coding region runs from base 178 to 1464 and encodes 428 amino acids. The record is from RefSeq and is a predicted model, not a curated record.